Messenger RNA from Penicillium argentinense, 1770 nucleotides. RefSeq names its product MFS transporter. The transcript is spliced from 4 exons. Gene Ontology annotation, molecular function: transmembrane transporter activity. The coding region runs from base 1 to 1770 and encodes 589 amino acids. Lineage: Eukaryota; Fungi; Ascomycota; Eurotiomycetes; Eurotiales; Aspergillaceae. Gene Ontology annotation, biological process: transmembrane transport. The record is from RefSeq and is a predicted model, not a curated record.
AUGAACAGGACCGAUCAGCAGCUCCAACAGGCCGAGGCCGAUGUCUCAAACUGGGGCGAGGGAAAGCCCAGAGCAUCCGCCGAGGCCAGUAGACCGACCACAUCAGGGACGACGGGGUCGUCCUCCGGCUCGAGUAGCUCCGUUGACUACGAUCCCUAUGUUCACCGAAUGCAGUCGCGCAACACAGAAGUUGACCUGGAACGCCGCCGAUCGACAACCUCCCAGGCCCUCAGCCGAAUCGAGACCCAGCGAUUGCAGCAUCAGCUCACCGUUGGUGAAAGCGCCCAGUCGCGACCUUCCAAGGCCCCCUCCCCAAUUUCGGUGCCGGCAAGCCACGAUCCUCUGUACCCACAGAACUGGGGGCUGUGGACGAAGUUCUACAUCAGUGCCAUGCUCGCCUUCACCAGUAUCUGCUCGACUUUUGAUUCUGCCAUUUUCAGCGCUUCUUCUCAAAAUGUUUCCAAGUAUUUCGGCGUGGGCCUCGAGGUUUCGGCUCUGUCCAGCUCACUUUAUAUCGUCGGCUACGCGUCGGGACCGCUUAUUUGGGCACCGUUGUCCGAGCUCAAGGGCCGUCGCCUAGGCAUCGUGAUUGCCAUGCUGGGCUUUGGAAUCUUCAACACCGCCGUUGCAGUCUCCAAAGAUCUGCAAACCCUCAUGAUUUGCCGCUUCUUCUGUGGUAUCUUUGGCAGUUCACCCUUGGCAGUGGUUGCUGCUGUCUUCUCCGACAUUUACAAUAACCGCACGCGCGGUGUCGCCAUUGCCUGUUUCUCAGGCACGGUCUUCCUGGGACCUCUGGUUGCUCCGUUCAUCGGUGGUUUCAUCAACAUGUCUUACCUGGGUUGGCGCUGGACCGCUUAUAUCCCGGCUUUCAUGGGCUACGCCGCAUUCGUGAUGAACUUGUUCUUCCUCAAGGAGUCGUAUCCGCCUGUCGUCCUCGUUGAGAAAGCCUCGGAGCUUCGCCGACGAACCAAGAACUGGGGGAUCCACGCCAAGCAAGAGGAGAUCGAGGUCGAUUUCAGAGAGCUGGUUGUCAACAAUUUCUCUCGCCCGAUCAAGCUGCUCAUUCACGAGCCUUUGAUUCUGGCAGUGACUAUCUACCUGAGCUUCAUCUAUGGUCUUCUCUAUUGUUUCCUGACGGCCUAUACCCUCGUCUUUCAGCAGGUCUAUGGCUUCAAUGCCGGUGUUAGCGGUCUUCCGCUAUUUGGCAUGAUCGUUGGUCUUUUCAUCGCCGCGGCAUACAUCAUUAUAUCUUCCCCUUCAUACGUUAAGAAGCUGGAUAAGAAUGGCGGCGUGGGAGUUCCUGAAUGGCGGCUGCCACCAGUGAUGGUUGGCGGUGCCUUGUUCGCUGCUGGUCUUUUCUGGUUCGGCUGGACCGGUUUCAACGGUACCAUCCACUGGAUUGUGCCUACCCUGAGUGGUUUGUUCACCGGCUUCGGUCUUCUGGUUAUUUUCAUUCAGCUUUUCAACUACAUCAUUGAUACCUACCUCAUGUUCGCCGCCUCGGCCAUCGCAGCCAACACCUUCUGCCGUUCCAUGGUAGCAGCAGCCUUCCCUCUUUUCUCACGCCAGAUGUUUGAGAAUAUGGGUAUUCAGUGGGCGUCUACACUGCUCGGCUGUGUCGCUGCUGUCCUGGUUCCUAUCCCGAUUGGAUUCUACUUCUUUGGCAAGAGGCUCCGAAUGAAGAGUAAAUUCGCACCAUUCUUCGAGCCGGCUCAGGAGUCUUUUGCCGCGGAGCCCGAAGAGAAGACGGAGGAGAAUGGAAAUAUUUAG